Molecule: messenger RNA, 1380 nt
Organism: Syzygium oleosum
Lineage: Eukaryota; Viridiplantae; Streptophyta; Magnoliopsida; Myrtales; Myrtaceae
Product: expansin-A6-like
Exons: 3
Coding region: 92-874 (260 amino acids)
Biological process (GO): plant-type cell wall organization
Cellular component (GO): extracellular region
Source: RefSeq, a predicted model, not a curated record
CACACACGCACACGCACUGUCUCUCUCUCUCUCUCUCUCUCUAGUGUCUCUCUUUCUCUCUCUACUGCGCUUGAAGCGAGGGGAAGAGAGAAUGGCUCCGGCGAGCGCGGUGUUCGCGGCUUCCCUCAUCUCGUUCUCGCUAAUGUGGCUCGCCCACGCCAGGAUCCCCGGCGUCUACUCCGGCGGCUCCUGGCAGACCGCCCACGCCACCUUCUACGGCGGCUCCGACGCCUCCGGCACCAUGGGCGGGGCCUGCGGGUACGGGAACUUGUACAGCCAGGGCUACGGCGUGAACACGGCGGCGCUGAGCACGGCGCUGUUCAACAACGGGCUGAGCUGCGGGGCGUGCUUCGAGAUUAAGUGCUCGGACGACCCCAGGUGGUGCCACUCCGGGAGCCCCUCCAUCUUCGUCACCGCCACCAACUUCUGCCCCCCGAACUACGCCCUCCCCAACGACAACGGCGGGUGGUGCAACCCUCCCCGCCCCCACUUCGACCUCGCCAUGCCCAUGUUCCUCAAGAUCGCCGAGUACCGCGCCGGCAUCGUCCCCGUCUCUUACCGCCGGGUGCCGUGCCGGAAGCGAGGCGGGAUCAGGUUCACCAUCAACGGGUUCCGUUACUUCAACCUGGUGCUGAUCUCGAACGUGGCGGGGGCCGGGGACAUCGUGCGGGUGAGCGUGAAGGGGACGAGGACCGGGUGGAUGAGCAUGAGCCGCAACUGGGGCCAGAACUGGCAGUCCAACGGCGUGCUGGUCGGUCAGUCGCUCUCCUUCCGCGUCACCGCCAGCGACCGGCGCUCCUCCACCUCCUGGAACAUCGUCCCCGCCGGCUGGCAGUUCGGUCAGACCUUCACCGGCAAGAACUUCAGGGUCUGAGAGUUCACCGGUUGGGCCCCCACCCCCAAGGAUGGCGCCAUUUUCACACUCUCGUUCAGAAGAUGCCCUGUUCCCAUUUUUCUUUGUUUUUCUGUUUAACUCGAAAAAGGUGUUGGGGAAUGUAAAAGUGAACAGACGGUCAGUAGACUCCUUUUUUGACUUUUUGAUUGGUGGGUCUUUUUUGGUUUCUGCUUUUUCAAAAAAAAUUUGGGGGGGGGCUGAAUCGCUGAGCGAGUGGGGGGAUUGUUUGGUAGUGAAAGUUAGAAGAGAGCCUCAAGGCUGACGAGGCGGCUGCAUGCAGCCCGCAGCCUUUAUGGCACCUAAGUUCUACCAGUAGACCAGUAGCAGUAAUGCUCGAGCAAGUUUGAGUAUAUGUAUUUAUAAUUCAUAUAAUAUAUGUGAUAGGUUAUAUAUAUCUUUAUCUACAUUAUGUAACCAGCAAGUGUAAUGUACUCAAAUCUAUAGUUGAAUUUGGAAUGCAAUUUGGUUUGCCUCGUCCUCCUCCA